Messenger RNA from Sorex fumeus (smoky shrew), 1873 nucleotides. It is a transcript of the gene TBCE, whose product is annotated as tubulin folding cofactor E. The record is from RefSeq and is a predicted model, not a curated record. Gene Ontology annotation, biological process: protein folding. The transcript is spliced from 17 exons. NCBI's taxonomy places the organism in Eukaryota, Metazoa, Chordata, Mammalia, Eulipotyphla, Soricidae. Bases 89 to 1672 code for a protein of 527 amino acids. Gene Ontology annotation, molecular function: alpha-tubulin binding.
CUUCCUGUCAAGACCGGAAGCGUCGCGCGGAGCGGCACGGGCCAGCCGCGGGCAGAUUUCCUCAUAUUCUGGAUUCUGACUGUUUAUAAUGAAUGAUACAUUGGAGGUAGAUGUCAUUGGUCGAAGAGUUGAAGUUAAUGGAGAACAAGCAACAGUGCGUUUUUCUGGCAUUGUCCCUCCUGUGGCAGGACUCUGGUUAGGCGUAGAAUGGGACAAUCCAGAGAGAGGAAAGCAUGAUGGAAGCCACGAAGGGAUUGUGUAUUUUAAAUGCAGGCACCCAACAGGAGGAUCCUUUAUUCGUCCAAACAAAGUAAAUUUUGGAGUAGACUUUCUCACCGCAUUGAAGAAUCGCUAUGUGUUAGAAGAUGAAUCAGAGGAUGCUGGAAAGGCACACCCAGUUACCUUUGGGAGGAAAGAGGUGAAGACCAUUGGUUUUGACUCUGUUAAAAAAUGGCAGAGUCAACUGAGCAAGCUGCAAGAAAUUUCUCUGCGGAGCUGUGCUGUAAAUAGUGCUGGUGACAAAGGAGAAAUUGCCAAAGUGUGUCCUAACAUUAGGGAGCUAGAUAUGUCGAAAAACCUGCUGCCGUCCUGGGAUGAAGUGGUUCAUAUUGCUCAUCAGCUAGAACAUCUGGAAGCUCUUAAUCUCAGUGAAAAUAAACUCAAAUUUCCCUCUGGUCCACCAUCUCUAAUUGGAACAUUUUCAACACUGAAGAUUUUAGUCCUUAACCACACAGGAAUAACCUGGGCUGAGCUGCUCCAGUGCGCCUCUGGGUGGCCAGUCCUUGAGGAAUUGUACCUGGACGCUAACAAUAUUUGCAUUUCAGAAAGGCCAACUGAUGUUCUACAGAUGGUCAAGAUACUAGAUCUUUCGGCUAAUCGAUUAAUUGAUGAAAACCAGCUAUUUUUGAUAGCACAUCUGCCCAGAUUAGAACAACUAAUCCUUUCUGACAUUGGAAUUUCUACAAUACAUUUUCCAGAUGCUGGAAUUGGGUACAAAACAUCAAUGUUUCCUGCCUUGCAAUACCUUGUAGUAAAUGACAAUCAAAUAUCACAAUGGUCAUUUAUCAAUGAGCUGGAUAAGUUACAGAGUCUUCACUCUUUGACCUGCAUGAGAAACCCCCUGACUGAAGAAAGCAAAAAGGAGACCAAUCGUCAGCUCAUCAUCGCCAAAAUUGGUCAGCUAAGGACCCUGAACAAAUGUGAGAUUCUGCCAGAGGAAAGGAGAGGAGCUGAGUUGGAUUACCGAAAGAAUUUUGGAAGCGAAUGGAAAAAGGCUGGUGGACAUCAGGAUCCAGAAAAAAACAGACCAAAUGAAGAAUUUCUUGCAGCCCAUCCGAGAUAUGAGCUACUCUGCCGCAAAUAUGGCGCACCUGAAGAUGGGGAACUCAAGACACAACAACCAUUUCUGCUCAAAAACCAACUCCUAACAUUGAAGAUAAAAUUUCCUAAUCAACUUGAUCAGAAAGACAUAGAAAAACAAUUGCCAGAAUCCAUGACAGUUCAGAAGGUGAAAGGAUUGCUGUCACGUCUUCUCAAAGUUCCUGUGUCAAAACUUCUGUUGUCCUAUGAGACUCCCAAAAUGCCGGGCAAAGAGAUUGAACUAGAAAAUAACCAAAACUCAUUAAAUUAUUACUCUGUGGAAAAUGGAGAUUGCCUUUUAGUGCGAUGGUAACAACUAACUAAGACAAUUCAGAUACUAGAUUUAUCAUGACUGGGAUUCAAUGAAAUACAUGAUUGAUUAGAAUAAUUAUCUGGUCAAAAUACUGAGGAUUUACAUCUUGCCUUAUGUAAAGAAAAGGCCGUAUUUUUUGUUGGGAAUAAACCAUUUCUAGGUAUGUAUAUAAAUAGCAAUAAUAAAGGAUUUCAAACUACU